Messenger RNA from Recurvomyces mirabilis, 1566 nucleotides. It is a transcript of the gene NSR1, whose product is annotated as nuclear localization sequence binding protein. Gene Ontology annotation, molecular function: mRNA binding. NCBI's taxonomy places the organism in Eukaryota, Fungi, Ascomycota, Dothideomycetes, Mycosphaerellales, Teratosphaeriaceae. Gene Ontology annotation, cellular component: cytoplasm. Bases 1 to 1566 code for a protein of 521 amino acids. The record is from RefSeq and is a predicted model, not a curated record. The transcript has a single exon.
AUGGCUAAGGAUAAGAAGGGUAGCAAGGCUGCCGCUGUCGCUCCACAAGUCGCUAAGCCGACCGAGAAGGUGAAGGCAGGUCGCGUGACCAAGCCGUCCGAGACUCCAAAGGCCGCAUCCAAGGUUUCUGCCAAGGAGACCGCCAAGGUUGUCGAGAAGAAGAAGAGCAAGAAGUCGAAGAAGGAGCCUACUCCCGAGCCAUCUUCUGAGGAGGAGGAAGCAACCAGCGACAGCUCUGCCAGCAGCGAAGACGAAGAGGAGACCGUCCCAGUCAAGACCGGUUCAAAGACCAACGGCGCCGCCGCCAAGGACGACAGCAGUGACGAUGACUCGGACGAUGAGGAUGAGGCUCCACCAGCGAAGGCCGCAGCUCCCAAGGCCAACGGCAAAGCUAAUGGUGCUGUGAACGGAAAGGCCAAGGCAGACUCGAGCGAUGAGGACGACAGCGACGACGACGAGGAGGAUGUCAAGGCUGGUGCAGUCAAGGACACCAAGAUGGCCGACGCCGAUGACGACUCCAGCGACGACUCCGAGGAAGAUGAUGAUGAUGAGGCCGCCGCCAAGCUCAAGCCUAAUGGCGAGGCUGAGGAGGAUGACGACGAGGAUGACUCAGAUGACAGCGACGAUGAAGAGGAAGAGGAGAAGCCUGCCGCUGAGGAGAAGCCAAGCAAGAAGCGCAAGGCUGAGGCCGAGACUCAGUCUACUCCCAAGCGCAGCAAGGUCAUGAUCGACGGCGAGAUGAAGGAUGCCACCAACAACCUAUUCGUUGGCCAGCUCAGCUGGAACAUGGAUGAGGAGUGGCUUACCCGCGAGUUCGAAGAGUUCGGCGAGCUCACUGGUGUCCGCAUUAUCACGGACCGUGACUCUGGCAGGAGCAAGGGCUUCGGCUACAUCGAGUUCAAGGACGUUGAAAGCGCCAUUGCCGCCGUUGAGGCCAAGAACGGCACUGAGCUUGAUGGUCGCAACAUCCGCCUGGACUUCAGCCAGCCACGUGCUGAGCGCGACAACAACCAGACUCCUCAACAGAAGGGCGCUGCCCGUGCUCAGCAGUAUGGCGACACACCCAAGGAGCCAAGCUCGACUUUGUUCGUCGGCAACGUUAGCUUCGAGGCCGAUGAGAACAUGGUCACCGAGAUGUUCUCCGAGUACGGUACCAUCAAGGCUGUCCGUCUCCCUACCGAUCGCGACACUGGUGCUUUGAAGGGCUUCGGCUACGUCGAGAUGUCUUCCAUCGAUGAGGCUACUGCUGCUUUCGAGGCUGUGCAGGGCGCUGAUCUUGCUGGCCGUCCAGUGCGUCUUGACUAUGCUUCCGCUCGUCCUGAUAACGGUGGUUCAGGCGGUCGAGGUGGCUUCGGCGACCGCGGUGGACGUGGUGGCCGUGGCGGAUUCGAUCGUGGCGGGCGUGGGGGAGGACGUGGCCGCGGCGGCUUUGGAGACCGCGGUGGGCGCGGCGGAGGCCGUGGUCGCGGCGGAUUUGGGGAUCGCGGGGGCCGUGGCGGUGGACGCGGCGGCACCACUAACCGCGGCGGCUUUGGUGACUUCAGCGGCAAGAAGAUGACGUUCUAG